Molecule: messenger RNA, 1685 nt
Organism: Physcomitrium patens
Lineage: Eukaryota; Viridiplantae; Streptophyta; Bryopsida; Funariales; Funariaceae
Product: secretory carrier-associated membrane protein 1
Biological process (GO): protein transport
Cellular component (GO): trans-Golgi network membrane; recycling endosome membrane
Source: RefSeq, a predicted model, not a curated record
UCGUCGUCGUCUUCGUUGUCGUAGUCGCAGUCUGCGUGGGGACACACCUUCCAUGCUCCUUCUUUCCUCGUGUUGUGACACCUGCAACAGAAGCUGUGCCUGCCCGCGCUUGCACCUUCCCUGCUGCUUGCCUACUCCUUCGCGUCUUUUGCGUCGUCUCACUGUGUGUUCCACGUCUCCUUCGCUGCCCCCCCUUUGAGCCCUUUGUUUCUCGUUUCGCUGACCUGCUGCAGCAAGAAUUUGAGGUUGGUGCUUGUGUUGGGGUUCGAGUUGAGGACGUAGAUCGUGUCGGCCUGAUUGGUGGGUUCGUUUGUGGAGUGAAGCGGGUGAGGAGGAACGACAUUGCGUUGGUCGGUUUGUUUGCGGAGGCUUGGAGAUGGCGGGGCGGUACGAUAGAAAUCCUUUCGAGCCAGAGGAGGAGGAAGUGAAUCCAUUUUCUGAUCCAGUGGUUCGGGCGCAGGCAACGAAGCCGUCCUAUGGCGGUGGUGGCCUUUUUAAUGACCCGGUGUCGAACUCUAGAUUAUCUCCUCUUCCGCAUGAACCGGCAUUCUCAGGAGUUGAUGACGCCACGGUGGAUAUUCCACUGGGUGCUGGAAAGGACUUGAAGAAGAAGGAAAAAGAGCUUAAAGCCAGAGAGGAAGAAUUGAGAAGAAGGGAGCAAGAUUUGAAGCGCAGAGAGGAAGCUGCUGAAAGAGCUGGUAUUAGGAUAGAGAAGAAGAAUUGGCCCCCCUUCAUCAACAUUCUCCAUCAUGACAUCGCGAAUGAUAUCCCAGCGCAUUCUCGAGGAUUGCAGCGCUGGGCCUAUGCAAGUUGGUUAGGAAUUCUACUCUGUCUAUUUUGGAACUUCAUUUGCGUGACCGCAGCGUGGAUCGGGGGUGUUGGUGGUGUGAGUAUUUUUCUUCUCGGUAUUGUUUACAUGCUGUCUGGCUAUGUUCUGUCCUACUUUCUGUGGUAUAAGCCCCUCUACCGGGCAAUGAGGUCUGAUAGCGUUCUGAGGUUCGGGUGGUUUGUGAUGUUCUAUCUGCUCCAUAUCGCAUUCUGUGUGUAUGCCGCUGUUGCUCCUCCUUUCAUCUUCAAAGGAAAGUCGCUUGCGGGAAUCAUAACAGCUAUCGAUAUUUUCUCCUCGAAUAUAAUUAUUGGUAUCUUUUACGUGGUCGGCUUUGCCUUAUUCACACUUGAGUCGCUCCUCAGCAUCUGGGUUCUGAAGGGUGUAGUUCAAUACUUCAGAGGUGAAGGAGCAGCAGCAGAGAUGAAGCGGAACGCUGCAGCAAGCAGAGUAGCUAUCUGAUUUUACUGUAUUCUUAUUGUUAGUUGAGGGUUUCUGUCUGUGGAUGUACAAAUUUAGGUUUUCUUCUGUAGAAAAUUUCAGGAUUUAGUAAAGUUGACUUCGUCGGAGGUUAGCGUCGUCAAAGCUCAAUAUGGAACGUUGACAAAGAUCGCAUGUUGAGCUUGUUCUUGUCAUAGCUAAUUAUGGAAUAGUGGAUUGUGAUAGUGAUGGCUAAGUUUAGGCAUGGAGCACAAUGAUGCAUAGAAAUUUGUUUGGACUCCACUAACUGACCGUGUAUGAUGUUGAGAACCUCAAAAGUCCUUGCUAUUUCUGGUGAAAGAGAUUGGUUUCAUUGCUAUCGCAAUAAGGAAAAAAACCAAAUAGAAAUAUAUCAUUUGGAACAGAAUCCGAUUAGGAA